CCCCGAAAACUGAACCUGGCGCCAAAUGAAAGCUCUCAGUCUCUGCAACUCCAGAAUUCAAAGUUUCUUUUCUCCAUUUCUUUCCUCAAAUAAAGAUAUUUAUAUUUAAGGUCAGUAAAAUCGAGGGAAAAAAAUCAAUGGAGAAUUCGAAAAUUUUCAGCGUCCGAAUUGUGUCGAUCGAUUACUACAUGGCACCGCCGAUACCUAACUUCGAUAUUUGUUACAGUAGCUUUCAAGGUGGGAAGGUCAACGAGGUUCCUGUUAUAAGGGCUUAUGGCUCAACACCUGCUGGUCAGAAGACUUGCUUGCAUGUUCAUAGGGCUUUUCCAUAUUUGUAUGUCCCCUGUUCAGAUAUACCACUUCAUCCAGAUCAAGAAGGAGAUUCCUACACAAAUGCAAUUUCUCUUGCCCUUGAGAAAGCCUUAAAGCUUAAAGGUAAUGCUGGUUCAAAAAGACAACAUGUGCAUGGCUGCAGUCUUGUGCGAGCAAGGAAAUUUUACGGAUACCACUCAUCAGAAGAGUUGUUUGUCAAGAUAUACCUCUAUAAUCCUCAUGAUGUCUCUCGUGCUGCCAAACUUCUUCUGGAAGGGGCAGUUCUUGAUAAAAGCUUGCAGCCUUAUGAAUCUCAUAUUCCUUUCAUUCUCCAAUUUCUGAUUGACUACAACUUGUAUGGAAUGGGUCAUGUGCAUUUAUCAAAAAUGAAGUUCCGUCAUCCAGUACCUGAUGUUUGUACACUCAGAAAAUUUAUCAGGAAUUGGCAACAUGGACUGGAGAUGGAAAAUUUCACUUGCAUGUCUACUGAUUUUCAGGCAGGUUUGAGUGGUGAUGAGUCUUUGGAUUCUCCAGUUUGGAUAUCUUCUACCAUUCCAGGUGAUUGGAUGUGGCAGUUUUCUAGUGAAUUUGAGGUGUCAUCGGAGCAAGGCAUUUACCACAUUAAACGCCAAAGCAUUUGUGAACUUGAGGGAGAUACUACUAUAGAUGAGAUUCUCAAUCAGCAAUUUAAAACAUAUACAUCCCUCUCACAAACUUGUUCAGAUAUGAAAAUGGUGCAAUCACUUAUACCCAUUUGGGAGGAAGAGUAUGAAAGGAGUGGGUUGCAUGAGAUAGCUAAACCACCUGAUCCGGGAAAACCACUUGCUGAGGAUGUUUUGAAAACACUGUUACAUGAUCUUGAGUUUGAGAGAAAACUUAAAGAGUUUUAUGGUAAAUCUGAAGGCCUACCUUCAUUUGGGAACAUUGUAAAAUUUCAGCAGUCAUCAAUGUCUACUGAUGAAGAAAAUUUGGCUGAACAUGAAAAAAUAAGUUCUGAUAAUACCAAUGAACAAUCUUUAAAGUGUUCCACAGAAAGAGACACUAUUGGGUCUUCAUCACUAUUGGGUUCUCCAUUUGAAGAUCAGUUGGACACGACUCCUGUGGAAAGGAAAGAUGCAUGCCCAGAAUUAUUGUCUGUCAGUGACCUACAAUCUUCUGAAACAAUUGGAACAUUGGAUGCAAAGACUGCAGAUGCUGAAGCUUUGAGCCUUCUAAAGUGGCUUGUCACUUCUCAGGCUGCUGAAGAUAUAAACUCUGAUGAUGAACUUAUUCAUGAGACAAUUCUAAGUCCACUUUUGCCUGCAACAACAAUUGAUCAGGUGCUGGAGAAAGCAAAUAUGGAUUAUGAGAGUGAGUCGCAAAAAGAGUGUCAGGACAUUCUUGAUUCAAUUGAGGAUUUAGAUGACAUGGAGGGUUUCAAGGAGAGAACUUUUCAUUCUAUCGGUUGCAGGAAUCAUAAUCAAACUUUGUCAGAGAUUCCUGAUGCAGAUGGUUUGGUCUCAUCUUCUUCCAGAUCUUCUGGAAAUUUAUCAAAGAUAGGGAUGAAAGAGGAUUCCAAAAGUUAUUUUCAAGACCAGGUAUUGCAGACAACUGGCACACAUUUCACUAGUAAGCGCAAAAGGAAGAAGUCAUUAUGGGGCUCUUUACCUUUCUCCAUGACCCAAAAGAGGAAUGAUGACUUAGAAGCUGUUGGGUCCAAUACAGCUGAUGCCUGUAUUGGUCAAGAUAAAAAUUGUGACACUAUGUCCAUCAUCAGAAAUGAGGGGGAAAAACAUUCUGAUGUUCUAUUGAAAACUUUGGAUGCAGAUGUUUGUGAAGUAGGUGACUUAGUUGGAUGCUCAGUUCGAGACUUAAUGAGAAGAAAGAGAUGCCACCGAAUUGCUCAGCAGGAUUGUGAUAAUUUUGGGGUUAAAAAAGUUCAUUCAGGAGGAGAGUAUGAACAAGAAAAUGUAAUCUUGCCAAAUAAAUUGGGCAUACUUGCAUUACAUGAUGAUGAGCAUGACAAAAAACCUCUUGGGUUUGCCAGUUUUGGACCUUCAGUUACUGAUAAACAAACAGUAUUAUCAGAGGUUCAUGAUUUUAAAUCUUUUCAUCCAAGUUGUCACUCAUACAUAGCUGUACCCUUUGUAUCCAGGGAUAGUGCGUUGCAGGUUAGUACUCAUCGCUCUCCAGUGGAUACAAGAAAGAAAGAAUUACAAUGUCUCUAUAUGUCUGACAAGCAAAAUUCUGCAACUGCCAUGGGCCAUUGUGAAACUAAUAAUGAUAAAGAGUUAGACAAGGAAGGUGUGAUCUUUACAGAAGCCCUAACUUCUAAUCUUUACAAUUCCAAGCCUGAUUUAUCGUCAGGCAGUUUGUUGUCUAAGGAUGUAAAUUUGGUUGAUAAGAGGUUGGAGCAAAAUGAAGCAGCUGGCUUAUACAGUUUGACAGCUUCUCUUAUUGAGCAUGAGACUUUUUCAAGAGAUGAUUGUGAGUAUAAACGUUGCCACAAAGGCAGCAAGACAAUGGGACAGCUAUAUGAAAUUCCUAGUGCAAAUCCUGUGGGCAUGUAUGCGUCAGCAGACACCACUGUUCCACUGAAUAAGAAUUGUUGUUCCACUAAACACGGAGGGGGUUCUGGUUUCUCUGUACAUGACAGCUCCAUAUUUGACGGAAGACCUGGAAGCUUAAUUGGCAUGACCCUCAACAAGAAACCCCCCAUUGUGGACUGGGAAGAUGGAACAUCUGAAAAUACUUCAGCUCUAUCUUAUCACGCUUCUCUACUCAAUGAGGACAACAAACAUGGAAAUUCAGGGAAUGCAUUGGAGGAAUUUCUCCCAUUUUUUGAAGGGGAUUUUCAAGAGGAGAAAGUAGUUCAGAAUGAGCCCCUUCCUGAUGUUGACUCAAAUGUACGGCAAGAAUCUGUCUUGGGUGUCCCAACUCACUAUCAAAAUGAUGGCUCACUCUUGUAUCUUUUGACUCCUGUUUAUUUGCCACCUUCUGUAGAUUGUGUGUGUAGAUGGUUAGCGUGUGAUCAUGAAGGUACUUCAGGAGAGAUCAAUGCAUGGUCAACAAAGUCUUUGGCUAUUAAAGGUUCAAAAGGCUCUUCACCUGUUUAUGGUAAUAAUGUCCCCAUUGAAUUGGAUUCUGUAUCUCAUUUGAUGCCUGUACAAGAUCGAGUGCAACAAGAAAUGCAUCAAAAUGUUAAUUCAGAAUUUCACCCUAAUCAUGAUGAGAUUCAAAGACCACUGCACAAUGAAGGAAACAAUGCAAAACAGAAUGCUGGCAUGGGUUGCGCACUAGAUUUAUCUCAAAUUUCAGGCCCAAAUGGGAGAUCAAAGCCUACUCCCCUCAGUCAAAUUGGAUUUCGUGAUCCUGCUAGCAUUGGUGCUGGGCAGCAACUAACCUUAUUAAGUAUAGAGGUUCAAGCAGAAACUAGAGGAGAUCUCAGACCAGAUCCUCGGUUUGAUGCUGUCAAUGUUGUUGCUCUUGCCUUUCAGAAUGACAAUGAUUCUGCUGUUGAAGUUUUUGUUCUUUUGCAUAGUAAUGGGGAAUCUUACAAGAGGAGUUCUGAUGGAAUAUCUGUAAAUAAGGCGGUUUAUUUCUCUGAGGAGAAGCACUUGUUUGGCCAUUUUACAAGGAUUGUAGGUUUAUUUGAUCCAGAUAUUUUAAUGGGCUGGGAUAUUCAAGGUGGUUCUCUUGGGUUUUUGGCUGAGAGGGCUGCACAUCUUGGUAUUGGCUUACUUAAUAACAUUUCUCGCACACCAUUAGAAGCCAACAUAGGAAACAGAGAAACAGAAAGUGCUGAUAAUGGAGUACUGGAUACUGUGCUGCAUGAAUCUUUACUUGCAGAUUCUGGUUUGGUAGACCAAGCAGUAAUUGAGGAUGAAUGGGGUCGAACUCAUGCCAGUGGUGUCCAUGUUGGUGGUAGAGUUGUCCUUAACAUAUGGAGACUGAUGCGUGGUGAAGUUAAGCUGAACAUGUAUACAGUUGAAGCUGUUGGUGAAGCUGUUUUGAGGCGAAAAAUCCCAUUAAUUCCAUACAGAGCAUUGACAAAAUGGUUUUCGAGUGGUCCUGGACGAGCGAGGUAUAGAUGUAUCGAGUAUGUGAUACAGAGAGCGAAGUUGAACCUUGAAAUAAUGAAUCAACUUGAUAUGGUAAAUCGGACUUCAGAGCUUGCUCGUGUAUUUGGCAUUGACUUUUUUUCUGUUCUCUCACGAGGUUCUCAAUAUCGUGUUGAAUCUAUGUUUCUGAGACUAGCGCAUACACAGAACUAUCUUGCCAUUUCUCCUGGGAAUCAACAGGUUGCUUCUCAACCUGCAAUGGAGUGCUUACCUCUAGUGAUGGAGCCAGAAUCUGGCUUUUAUGGUGAUCCAGUUAUCGUCCUGGAUUUCCAGUCUCUUUAUCCAUCAAUGAUAAUUGCAUACAACCUUUGCUUUUGUACUUGUCUUGGAAAUGUUACACGUUCGAAGGAAAUAACACUAGGGGUUAGUUCAUUUUCACCAGAUCCACAUGUUCUGAGGGAUUUGAAAGAUAAAAUACUGCUUACUCCAAAUGGUGUUAUGUAUGUUCCUCCAAAGGUUCGUAAAGGCAUACUGCCCCGGUUAUUAGAAGAAAUAUUAUCAACUAGAAUAAUGGUGAAACAAGCAAUGAAGAAGUUGGCUCCCACACAGCAAGUUCUUCACAGGAUAUUUAAUGCAAGACAACUGGCUUUGAAGUUGAUAGCAAAUGUAACCUAUGGUUAUACAGCUGCUGGAUUUAGUGGUCGGAUGCCUUGUGCAGAGCUUGCCGACAGUAUUGUUCAAUGUGGCCGGAGCACACUGGAAAAGGCUAUUUCUUUGGUGAAUGCAAACGAUAAGUGGAAUGCUAAAGUUAUAUAUGGUGACACUGACAGCAUGUUUGUCCUCCUCAAGGGACGCACUGUCAAAGAAUCUUUUCAAAUUGGGCAUGAGAUUGCUUCUGCUGUAACUGCCAUGAAUCCAGAUCCUGUCACAUUGAAAAUGGAGAAAGUCUAUCAUCCAUGUUUCCUUCUUUCUAAGAAACGUUAUGUUGGUUACAGCUAUGAGAGUGUUGACCAAAUUGAGCCUGUCUUUGAUGCCAAAGGUAUUGAGACUGUUCGCAGAGAUACAUGUGGUGCUGUUGCCAAAAUGAUGGAGCAGUCAUUGAGACUCUUUUUUGAACAUCAGGACAUAUCUGAGAUCAAAGGAUAUUUGCAGCGUCAAUGGACACGGAUUCUAUCUGGCAGAGUAUCUCUUCAAGAUUUUGUUUUUGCAAAAGAGGUUCGCUUGGGCACUUACAGUACAAGGGCAUCUUCAUCACUCCCUCCAGCAGCAAUCGUGGCUACUAAAGCGAUGAGAGCAGAUCCCUGUGCAGAACCACGCUAUGCAGAGCGAGUGCCCUAUGUUGUGAUCCAUGGGGAACCAGGUGCCCGCCUGGUUGAUAUGGUUGUGGACCCACUGGACCUUUUGGCUAUUGAUUCUCCUUACAGAUUAAAUGAUAUAUAUUACAUAAACAAACAGAUAAUCCCAGCAUUGCAGCGGGUAUUUGGACUUCUUGGUGCUGACUUAAACCAGUGGUUUUCAGAGAUGCCCCGCCCAGGAAGGGAUGCUUUUGCUAAGCGCCCGCCAUAUGCUACAAAUCCUCAACGGACCAGAAUUGAUUUUUACUAUCUUUCUAAGCAUUGUGUGCUAUGCGGAGAGUUGGUCCACACAUUAACACAUAUAUGCAACAAAUGUUCACAGAAGGAAACUGCUGCUGCAAUGGCUGUAAUUGGAAGGACUUCAAAAUUGGAGAGGGAGAUGCAACACCUUGCUGCUAUAUGUCGACAUUGUGGUGGUGGAGACUGGCUUCUGGAUAGUGGUGUCAAGUGCACUUCCCUUGCUUGCUCAGUGUUCUACGAGAGGCGUAAAGUUCAGAAAGAACUACAGGGUCUGUCUGCUGUUGCAUCAGAUAAAGGUUUCUACACAAAAUGUAUGGUUGAAUGCCACUCUCUCCCUCACUCUCUCUCAAAAAUGGCGCAGACCUCAAUCUCUAUACUUCUCAUGAGACGCAUCACCAAAGUCUCCCAAAACCCUAAAGCAGCAUUCUCCCCUCGCCUUUCCCUUAAACCUUACUCCACGUCCUCCUUACCAGACCCGCCAAAACCCUCUUCUCUCUCUGCCCGCAUGAGCUUUGUAUUCGAUCAAAUAGAUGCCAUAGAACGUGAACGUGUUCAGAAAGAUGAUACCCUCCAAAGAAUUCGUGCUUGGCGCCAAUCCAAAAAUACCGUCCAACACCAGCAACAAAACCCAGGAACCAUUAGCUCCCAGAAUCCAGAAAUAAUAAGCUCGCAAAAUGAAGGUUUAGAGUCUGGAUUUAGAGAUAAUGGUGAUUCUAGUUUAAAUUUGACUGAGACUAACUCUGUCCAGCUGAAGAACAAAACGGAGAUGGAGGUGGUGCACCCUUGGCCAGAGUGGAUAGAAUUGAUGGAAAGAUUGGUGCAGCAGAAUUACUUUGAUCAUAGAAGGAAAGAUGAGGAUAAAAUGGUUCAAGAUUUGGGGUUCGAUCCUCAUGGGGCUGGAAAUGAUGAUGACAUUGGAAUUGAUUUUAAGGAUUUCAGGAUUGUACAAACAGCUUGCGUCAAUUUUGGCAAAGACCGGUUUGAUAUCUUGAGGUCAUUGUCAAGACAGGAUAUUCAAAUUUUGGUUGGCCAUGGAUGCCCAAGCGCAGACAAGAAGGUUGUUUUCUCAGCAAAACUUUUGAGGAAGCAUGUGCACCUUGAUGAAGGUGAUGUUUGUUGUAACUGCAGUUUGAGAAACUCUUGUGAAAGGGCAUAUCUUCUAACCAAUAAAGAGGAUGAGGCACGUACUAUUGAUGUUAUGCGGGUUCUUUUAACUUAUGGUUUUGAUCCUAUAAAUGGAUCGGUAGUCAAUAAGUCUCUUCUGAAACAAAAAUCUCUCAAAACUGUAGUCCGUAAAUUACUUCAUGAGGUUGUAAAGCUAAGUGCAAUUCCAAUAGAUCCUAAUCUCCCCCCACCAGUUAUUAAAAAGCCCCCACCAAAAGUGAAGCAACCUCCUCCUCCUCCAAAGAGACGAGUUGGACGUGAUGACGUUGAGAUGAAAAAGGGGGAUUGGCUCUGCCCCAAGUGUGACUUCAUGAAUUUUGCCAAGAAUACAGUGUGCUUACAAUGUGAUGCCAAGCGGCCCAAGAGACAGUUGCUUCCAGGAGAAUGGGAAUGCCCAGAGUGCAACUUCUUAAACUAUAGGAGAAAUAUGGCAUGUUUCCAUUGUGAUUGCAAGCGUCCACCUGAUGAAUUUAUUGAAAAUAAAAUGGAACAGAUGCAAAAUGUUCAUGAAAAAAGACCGGAGAAGAUUCCCAGGCGCCCAGAAGUUUCUAAUGCCUGGAAUUUUGACUUUGAUGAUGAUGAAUCAGAUGGUGCAGAUGUUGCUGCUUUUGAGUAUGCAGAUUCUGCAGCUAUGAACGAAGACUCUCCUUUGGGUCCUCAAGCUCAGGGAGGAAAAUUUAGAGGGCUUGAUGAUGAUCUUAACAUAACCAGCAGAAUUCCUAGGGUUCAUGAAAGAGAAUAUUCUGAUCCCAGAAAUAACAGACUUGCAACAGGUUUUGAUGAUUUUGAUGAUGAAGAUGAUGUUGACAGUUAUGAGCUAGAAACUGAAAACCAUAGUCCUGCAUGGAAGGAAACUCGAAAUAAUUUUACUCGACAAGGGAUCUGUGAAUUGGAAGAUGGUGAAAGUUCUGAUGAUGAGUUGCACACUAAUCCAAGGGAAAGUCCCCAAUCUUACAUCAAGCCAUCUAAGCAUAAGCAUAAAAAGGCAUCUUUCUUGGACUCUGAGGAUGAUGAACUGAACUUUGAUUCAGAUGGUGAAAUUUUGGUUAACCGCAAAUGGAAAUCUAGUCAUGUCAUUGAUGCUAAACAUAAAAGCAGGGGCAGAAGUCCAACUGGUCUAUCCAGGGGAUUAAGUUUUGGGUCAGAUGAAGAAGUUGAGCUUGAUUCUGAUGCAGAUGAUUUUGAUGAAGAUUUUGGCUCCAACCAAAGGAAAGGAAAUAAACAGGAUUUUGGCAGAAGGAACUAUCAUAGACGUUCUGAUAAUGAUGAGAUGCUUUCUCAGGGAAGAAAGUAUGGGAAGAACAAAAUGGAAGCUGGUGGAAGACGUGACGACUUCAGAGGUCGAAGUGAUUACGACUUCGUAAGAGAUCCUAAGGGUAAAAUAGGUGACAGAAGGCACUCGAGGAAUAAAGAUUUUGAUAGAUCAUCUCAUAGUUCACAUGGUGAAAAUAGAGGAUUCCGAGGUAAUGAUCGAUCUGAGAAGAGAAUUAAUGGUGGCAACUUUCAGAAUUUCAAGGGACCAAGACAGGAAAGAUUUCGAAACCAGCAACGAGGUCAAUCCAGUGAUUAUAAGAUGAACAUGGACAGGGAUUUUGGUGAGUUCAGAAACAGCCGGCGAGUAAUUGAAAGGUAAACUUGAACCAUGGAUGAUUGGCAUGUCAGGAAUUGUUGUUUUCGCUGCUGGUUAUGCAGAUGACUAGCAUUCUGCAAUUCUGCUCCCAGUUAUCAUGUCAAAUGGUCAUAGAUGUUACUUGGGAAGUCCUUGGCCCAAGUUAAAAAUGCUAAAUGCAGUCAUUGCCCAAUCUGCAGAUACUCUUAUCAGAUUCAACAACUUUAUGGGGGAGUAGCAGACUGCAACUAGCUGCCCUACCCAGAUUGAUAACAUGCCGCUUAAUGAGCACCUGCGUGUCAUUUACUGCAAGAUAGUCCAAUUGAAUUGGAUUUUUAGUUGGCCUGCUACGAAAUUUUCAUCAAGGUGCUCUAUGCUGCCUCCAUAUAUGGGCGCCUCUUGAUGAAAAUGUACGCUUAUGUUCAUAUUUUGUUCUGCUGAAACGUGAUAUGGUUGGUAGAUUAGAUUCAGGAGUUUGUCUGGUUGUUUGAUUAGAGUUCAAUGUGAGUGGCUAUUCACGCUCCUUAAUUAAAAUAUUUUCUCUAAA
This is a messenger RNA of Hevea brasiliensis (rubber tree), 9267 nucleotides long. RefSeq names its product DNA polymerase zeta catalytic subunit. NCBI's taxonomy places the organism in Eukaryota, Viridiplantae, Streptophyta, Magnoliopsida, Malpighiales, Euphorbiaceae. The record is from RefSeq and is a predicted model, not a curated record. Gene Ontology annotation, cellular component: zeta DNA polymerase complex; nucleus. Gene Ontology annotation, molecular function: DNA-directed DNA polymerase activity; DNA binding; nucleotide binding. Bases 138 to 8744 code for a protein of 2868 amino acids. Gene Ontology annotation, biological process: double-strand break repair via homologous recombination; error-prone translesion synthesis. The transcript is spliced from 29 exons.